Melospiza georgiana is the source of this 2002-nucleotide messenger RNA. It is a transcript of the gene TPM3, whose product is annotated as tropomyosin 3. Gene Ontology annotation, molecular function: actin filament binding. Gene Ontology annotation, cellular component: actin filament. Lineage: Eukaryota; Metazoa; Chordata; Aves; Passeriformes; Passerellidae. The transcript has 9 exons. Bases 83 to 937 code for a protein of 284 amino acids. Gene Ontology annotation, biological process: actin filament organization; muscle contraction. The record is from RefSeq and is a predicted model, not a curated record.
GGGCGGUGGGGCACAGGCACCACAGCUGCCCUAGGCACCCAUUGUCCGUCUGCAUCCCGCUGCCCACUGCUGCCCAACGAGGAUGGAGGCCAUCAAGAAGAAGAUGCAGAUGCUGAAGCUGGACAAGGAGAACGCCCUGGACCGGGCAGAGCAGGCAGAGGCUGAGCAGAAGCAGGCGGAGGAGAGGAGCAAGCAGCUGGAGGAUGAACUAGCUGCCAUGCAGAAGAAGCUAAAGGGGACAGAGGAUGAACUGGACAAAUACUCCGAGGCCCUGAAGGACGCCCAGGAGAAGCUGGAGCUGGCAGAGAAGAAGGCGGCAGACGCUGAGGCUGAGGUGGCAUCUUUGAAUCGCCGGAUCCAGCUGGUGGAGGAGGAGUUGGACCGAGCUCAGGAGCGCCUUGCCACAGCUCUGCAGAAGCUGGAAGAGGCAGAGAAGGCAGCAGAUGAGAGUGAAAGAGGCAUGAAAGUCAUUGAAAACAGAGCUCUGAAGGAUGAGGAGAAGAUGGAACUGCAGGAGAUCCAGCUCAAGGAAGCCAAGCACAUUGCAGAGGAGGCAGACAGGAAGUAUGAGGAGGUUGCUCGGAAGCUGGUGAUCAUUGAGGGGGAUCUGGAGCGCACUGAGGAGAGAGCUGAGCUCGCAGAGUCUCAUUGCCGGGAGCUGCGGGAGCAGAUCAGAGUGAUGGACCAGAACUUGAAGUGUCUGUCUGUUGCCGAAGAAAAGUACUCUCAAAAAGAGGAUAAAUAUGAAGAAGAGAUCAAGAUUCUGACUGAUAAACUCAAAGAGGCAGAGACCCGUGCUGAGUUUGCUGAACGCUCUGUAGCCAAGCUGGAGAAGACCAUUGAUGAUCUGGAAGAUAAACUGAAAUCCACCAAAGAGGAGCAUCUCUGCACGCAAAGAAUGCUGGACCAGACCCUGCUAGACCUGAAUGAGAUGUAAAGGAUCCCUGCCACUGCCUGUGCCAUGCGGUGCCAGCCCAGCUGCUGCUGCCCUCUAACCCUGGCACCAGAGUUUACUUUCUGUUGCCAACCUGACCAAACACAAAUCUCCUUAGUUCCAGGGUUAAAGGCCACCAGGUUGGGCAGAGCUUCAAACAGCAUCAUUAAGGGAAGUAAACAAUGCAAUAAUGUUUGGAGAGCAUGUUUGAGAUGUACACAUUUUGUAACUACCUUUUUUUGUAGCGACCAUUACAAACAUUCCAAAUAACGUGUGAGGCUGGUGAGCUACACUUCAGAGCUCUUGGCUUUAGAAUUUGGUAUUAAUCUUCUGUGAAUUGGCUCUGGGCCACCCUGCUUUGGCAGGGCAGGAAACAGAUAUGAUGGUUCUGGCUGUGAGUCAGAGUAGCCGGGCUAGGGUGACAGCCUGUUGAGAGAACUUCCUUUUCCAGGAGCUGUUUGCCAAAAGCACAGUUCAGUUUUCAGCUUUAAGGUAGCUCUAUGUUGGAAAGGAGCAACUUGGGUGAAAGGUGUCCUCUUUUGGGGGUUGUUUUUUUUUUUUUUUCUUAAGCCAAGCCAGUCAUCUGAACAAUUGAACCUUCACAGGGAUUGUGUCCCUUCCCCUCCACACCUGAAGGGCUUAGAGAAGCCACUGUCCCUGUAACCCAUUGCUACCCUGGAGCUGACUUUGCCUUCACUAAGUGCUGAUGCACCAAGCUUCACUGCUCAUCACUGGGUUACACUUAACAACUUAAGUACAGCAGCCUUGUGUCCUUGGAGAAGUGUUUUUGCCUACCUGGAGGGAGGGAGCCAAGCCUUCCCUCCUGCCCAGGACUGCUCUUAUUGUCUUAAUUGAUUCCAAGCCAUCUCUGUGUGCAUUGCUGAUGUGUUGUGUUGUGAGGUGUGAGUGUGGCACUGCCAUGCUCGCAGUAACUUGUGGUUGGAGCAUGCUGCCUGGUUGUAGCAGUUUUUGGGGCCAAUCUGGAGACAAAAAAACAUAUCCAGUGUUUUGAUACUAAAUUGAAAAAUUGUGUUACUGUCUUUUGAAAUAAAAACUGAUCCCUCCACA